UCUUGAGUUUAUUUUAUUUUAUUUUGAACCUAAAUACAGACAGCUGCAUUUUCUUUCUCAGAAGUUGAGUCGGACUGUCAGGGAGAGUACAUCUCAAUGCAGCUCUCUGACAGUAUAUCAAAUAUAUACUUCCAUACAAUAUAUAUAUUUAUUAAUCGAUUUUUGUUAUUUUUUUUUUUAGCAAGACAGAGUCUGCAAACAGCUUGUCGUGGUUGUUUUGUUUUCAUUACUCUUUACAAACUCAUUCUGCAAAUUUUUCAUUUGGAUGCUAGCUAACUUAACAGUAACGUUAGUUGUUACAAAUCUUUCCGAUUUGUCUACGUUCAAUGAUUUUGGACCUCCGAACUGAUAUCAAAAUAUAUAUAUAUAUUUUUUUUAGCUAGCUUUGUUAAAUGGAUUUUAAAAACGUUAUCAGCGAUUACAGCCCUAUCACCUCUAACAACAGGCCCGACAGAAUCCACGGCCUUUCCUCACUGUCGCUGCCCGACAUGGCUUCGACUUGCAUCAAGAAUAAUCUCUUCUCUCCUGCUUCAGCAAAUGUACUGUCACCCGUCACUAAUCUGGCCCUAAACAUGAACAAUCUAGCUGGACUUGGAAGCCAACAAUGUGUAACUCCCAAGAGGAAAGGACAUGUGCCCCUGCUGAAGAUUCCCUCUUUCGCCUCCGACUGCUCGUCUGAUGCUGGUCUUGGUAUGGAUUCCCCCUUAGACCCUGUGGAUGUUGAGGAGAGCUUUGAUGAGGCCGUUCUGCAGUCUGGGAGAGUUACCAACGAUAAAAUGCCAAUCCGAAGAAUCAACUCUCUACCACUGCUGUUAGGCUCCAGUCCGGCUCUGAAGAGUCCGGACCCAGAGAGCCAGCAGCACCGCUUCGGACCCUACGGCUCAGUCCAGGAUACAGCCGCCUCCUUUGGGCAUGGUUGGCAGGGCAACAAGGAGAACCAGGAGGUGGGCUUCGAGUUUAAGAAGCCCGCCAAGCCAGCGUCACGCUGCCGUAGGAGGUCCUUCCAUAGUGGAGGAGGAGAGAACAAGGACUUUGCCCGUCGGCCCAACUCUGCCCCAGCCCUCAUGCUGUCCCCACCCUCGUCGCAGCGCCUCAGCUCAUUGGACGACAGCAGUCCCAUGAUCCUGCGCCGCUCCUCCUUCACCCGCUCCCUUAAUGAGGAUGACGAUGGUUUCCUUGAAGUUCUGGAUGACUGUGAGGAGGAGGAGGAGUGUGACAUGCCCAUGGGGAUGGCCAGCCUGCUGACAGCUCCUCUAGUGAGGGACAACCCUGCAGCGGACUCGCCGGUGGUACGGUGUCGGCCGAGGGGUCUGUUCCGCUCCCCCUCCAUGCCCAGUCAGGUGGAGCGCGCCCCCCUGAAGCGCCCUGAGUGUCCCCAGGAUGAGAACACGCCGGUCAGGGUGAAGAGACGACGCAGCCUGGUGGAAACGCACAUCACCAACGUGGACCAGGGCGACUGCUCUCUCAGAAAAAUGACGUUCUGUAACCACACUGAGAUUGAGAAGCUGCUGGACACUAGUGAGUCUGACCAGGACGUAGAGCUGAUCGGAGAUUUCACCAAACCCUGUGUCCUGUCCACCGUGGAGGGUAAACACCAGGACCUGAAAUACAUCACUCCUGAGAUGAUGUUGUCCGCUCUGAGCGGCCAGCUGCAUCAUGUUGUCGAGAGGAUCGUGGUGAUUGACUGUCGCUACCCGUAUGAGUUUGAGGGGGGCCACAUCAAAGGAGCCCUGAACCUCUACCAGGAGGAGCAGGUAGAGGAGUACCUCCUACGCACCCCCAUCGCCCCCCUCUCCCCUGACCACAGGGUCCUCCUCGUCUUCCACUGCGAGUUCUCCUCAGAGCGAGGCCCCAGGAUGUGUCGUUUCGUACGUGAGAGGGACAGGACGAUGAACGAGUACCCUAACCUGCACUACCCAGAAAUCUACAUUCUCAAGGGAGGCUACAAAGAGUUCUUCCCUCACUUCCGGAUGCAGUGUGAGCCCCAGGGGUACCGGCCCAUGCACCACCAGGACUUUAAAGAGGACCUGAGGAAGUUCAGACUGAAGAGCAGGACCUGGGCCGGGGAGCGCAGCAAGAGGGGACUGUACAGCAGACUGAAGAAGCUGUAGCCCCCCCCACCCUGUAACCCUACUGCCCUCUCCCCCCCCUCCCUGUAACCCUACUGCCUCCCUGUAACCCUACUGCCCGUAACCCUACUGCCCCUCCCCCCUCUGUAACCCUACUGCCCCCCCCCUCCGUAACCCUACUGCCUCUAGCCAAGAGAGCUGUAACACACUGCCACCACCACCAGCCUAUACUACCUUGCCACUCUUACACUCCCCAGCCAGACCACUACAGCCUUCCAGUCUCCAGAGGAGUUUUUUGGGUGUUCCAGUUUUACCCCCGUCUUUUAUUCCCAGCGUCUGGCCGUCUGACCACUGUGCUUAAUGUGACUGCAGAACCAAGAUCUGACCACUGUGCUUAAUGUGACUGCAGAACCAAGAUCUGACCACUGUGCUUAAUGUGACUGCAGAACCAAGAUCUGACCACUGUGCUUAAUGUGACUGCAGAACCAAGAUCUGACCACUGUGCUUAAUGUGACUGCAGAACCAAGAUCUGACCACUGUGCUUAAUGUGACUGCAGAACCAAGAUCUGACCACUGUGCUUAAUGUGACUGCAGAACCAAGAUCUGACCACUGUGCUUAAUGUGACUGCAGAACCAAGAUCUGACCACUGUGCUUAAUGUGACUGCAGAACCAAGAUCUGACCACUGUGCUUAAUGUGACUGCAGAACCAAGAUCUGACCACUGUGCUUAAUGUGACUGCAGAACCAAGAUCUGACCACUGUGCUUAAUGUGACUGCAGAACCAAGAUCUGACCACUGUGCUUAAUGUGACUGCAGAACCAAGAUCUGACCACGGUGCUUAAUGUGACUGCAGAACCAAGAUCUGACCACUGUGCUUAAUGUGACUGCAGAACCAAGAUCUGACCACUGUGCUUAAUGUGACUGCAGAACCAAGAUCUGACCACGGUGCUUAAUGUGACUGCAGAACCAAGAUCUGACCACUGUGCUUAAUGUGACUGCAGAACCAAGAUCUGACCACUGUGCUUAAUGUGACUGCAGAACCAAGAUCUGACCACUGUGCUUAAUGUGACUGCAGAACCAAGAUCUGACCACUGUGCUUAAUGUGACUGCAGAACCAAGAUCUGACCACUGUGCUUAAUGUGACUGCAGAACCAAGAUCUGACCACUGUGCUUAAUGUGACUGCAGAACCAAGAUCUGACCACUGUGCUUAAUGUGACUGCAGAACCAAGAUCUGACCACUGUGCUUAAUGUGACUGCAGAACCAAGAUCUGACCACUGUGCUUAAUGUGACUGCAGAACCAAGAUCUGACCACUGUGCUUAAUGUGACUGCAGAACCAAGAUCUGACCACUGUGCUUAAUGUGACUGCAGAACCAAGAUCUGACCACUGUGCUUAAUGUGACUGCAGAACCAAGAUCUGACCACUGUGCUUAAUGUGACUGCAGAACCAAGAUCUGACCACUGUGCUUAAUGUGACUGCAGAACCAAGAUCUGACCACUGUGCUUAAUGUGACUGCAGAACCAAGAUCUGACCACUGUGCUUAAUGUGACUGCAGAACCAAGAUCUGACCACUGUGCUUAAUGUGACUGCAGAACCAAGAUCUGACCACUGUGCUUAAUGUGACUGCAGAACCAAGAUCUGACCACUGUGCUUAAUGUGACUGCAGAACCAAGAUCUGACCACUGUGCUUACUGUGACUGCAGAACCAAGAUCUGACCACUGUGCUUAAUGUGACUGCAGAACCAAGAUCUGACCACUGUGCUUAAUGUGACUGCAGAACCAAGAUCUGACCACUGUGCUUAAUGUGACUGCAGAACCAAGAUCUGACCACUGUGCUUACUGUGACUGCAGAACCAAGAUCUGACCACUGUGCUUAAUGUGACUGCAGAACCAAGAUCUGACCACUGUGCUUAAUGUGACUGCAGAACCAAGAUCUGACCACUGUGCUUACUGUGACUGCAGAACCAAGAUCUGACCACUGUGCUUAAUGUGACUGCAGAACCAAGAUCUGACCACUGUGCUUAAUGUGACUGCAGAACCAAGAUCUGACCACUGUGCUUAAUGUGACUGCAGAACCAAGAUCUGACCACUGUGCUUACUGUGACUGCAGAACCAAGAUCUGACCACUGUGCUUACUGUGACUGCAGAACCAAGAUCUGACCACUGUGCUUAAUGUGACUGCAGAACCAAGAUCUGACCACUGUGCUUACUGUGACUGCAGAACCAAGAUCUGACCACUGCCAGACAUGACGAGGACUAAAAUACCUCCUAGUUUAAAACCGUUCAACUGAUUUCUCCUCACUGGACAGAUGUGCUGCUCAGAAUGAAUGAAUGAAAUGCCAGUUCUGUAUGUGCUGUAUAAAUACUACUAUAUUUUAUUAAGCACUUAAUUUAAACUUUAUUUUUUAUUUUUAGAUGGCCGUGGGGGGGUUUUGGGAUUUUGAGUUCCUCCUGUGUGCAUUUUUGUUUUUAGACUUUUGUUUUUGAAAAAGUGAGAUUUUGUAGAAAGCCUCUCCUUAGGCCAUAAUCACACACCCCUCGUAAUGUGGAAGUGUCUUAAGUAUUGGAUGUUUUUUUGUGAAUUGUGAGAACUUCUAUCAUAAGUGUAGUUUGUACCGCUCUUGAUAUUGAUAAUCAAAUAAUAUUUUGGGAUAAUCUACAAUUAACCCGUUCACAUGCGGGUGAAUUAACCCGUUCACAUGCUCGCCCUCUUUGACCAAAAAACAUUUUUGAAAACGUCCUUCCCUGCGUUCUCUUUGAAGUGAAAUGUUCAAUGACAACUGGCUGACCUGCAGCAAGAGGGCCUAGUGUCUCACAAAGCACGCUAUUCCCUAUAUAGUGCACUACUUUUGACCAGAGCCCUAUUCCCUAUAUAGUGCACUACUUUUGUCCAGAGGGCCCUAUGACAGUUGGGUGCUAUUUGUGGAUUCACACGUUACCUCCGUGUUGUGUUGGUCACAAAGAGCCCUUCUGUGUGAACAGGAAGUGUGUUAGUGAUUGUCAUGGAAGUGAGUGGAGGAUAAACAUGUUUGUUCUAAGGAGAGUUGCUGAAUAAAUUUCAUUUUUAUCCAUA
This is a messenger RNA of Oncorhynchus mykiss (rainbow trout), 5143 nucleotides long. It is a transcript of the gene cdc25b, whose product is annotated as cell division cycle 25B. Gene Ontology annotation, molecular function: protein tyrosine phosphatase activity. Lineage: Eukaryota; Metazoa; Chordata; Actinopteri; Salmoniformes; Salmonidae. Gene Ontology annotation, biological process: positive regulation of G2/M transition of mitotic cell cycle; G2/M transition of mitotic cell cycle; positive regulation of G2/MI transition of meiotic cell cycle. Gene Ontology annotation, cellular component: nucleus; cytoplasm. The record is from RefSeq and is a predicted model, not a curated record.